Molecule: messenger RNA, 5606 nt
Organism: Xiphias gladius (swordfish)
Lineage: Eukaryota; Metazoa; Chordata; Actinopteri; Istiophoriformes; Xiphiidae
Gene: lrrc8da
Product: leucine rich repeat containing 8 VRAC subunit Da
Exons: 3
Coding region: 1456-4020 (854 amino acids)
Molecular function (GO): protein binding
Source: RefSeq, a predicted model, not a curated record
AGAAAGCACAUGUGAGUCUAAGUCUUAAUUAGUCAUCAAAGUUAUUUCUGCCAACACCAAGACGCAUUUUGUGGUGUCUGAGACUGUGACAAGGAGCAGGAAGCUGGUGCUGCGUUCCAGUCCCGUUGGAGAGAUGGUAGACAAGAGAGUUCAGUGUUAAGGUGGUGUCCCUAUAAAAGCUCGUUUAAAACAGAACUCACCUCGGGUCUUCGCUCUGUAAUACAUUUGUUUUCCGGUUUCCGAAUAGUUACAGAAUUUAUCAUAGAUAACACUUUGUUACACACUGCACCGCGGUAAAUAAGUCUUUCUCACAGCAGAUAUUUUGAGUUCUCAGAGCAGGAAAAGAACAGGUGUUACUAGGUUUUGUCGUGUGUGACCCCAGUGGACCUAAGUUAAUUCUGGGAUUUGGUCACAUGGUUCCCUAUGAAAAACGUUUGUAACGCGCUUUUAACUUUUACCCGACACCAGCUGCGUCUUCAACGGUAUUUUUCGUGACUUCACGAAUGUCUUCUUUCAACUGGGAACGAAAAUGUACCCAGUUGAAAUGUCGAGACCAGCGUGUCGUCUUUUUGCUGAAACGUAUGUGAAUCCACAUAGAGUGCUGGGGUCCCGGGGGGGGGCUAGCCUAAACAAGCCGUGAUGUUGUGUUGUGUUGGCGUAUUUAUACACCCAGUAGUUAGGCACCAUCAGCUUUUAUUUGGAGUCAUGUUUCAGUCCGCAUGGCGAGCGUAAGUCCAAAGUUCACUCUCUGUUAGCUCUGUUUUUGGACGUGGUCUCCACCAAACCCUGCGGGGAAUAUCUGGCUCUUUGGCCGCUACGUUCACCAGCCGGUCGCUCGCUGCCGAGCAGGUACAGUGGGGUCGUAGAGCUCGUUUUGGCUGAAAAACGCUGUCCUGUGCGGCUAGAAGAGGGACACUAUGAAAGCGGUGAUAGUGAACCAAAACAAUAAAGCUGCGGGCCAGACAGCUAAACAAUGAGCUGAAACUCACUAUAAAGCUCCGUAAAGCCGAAGGGGAGCUGCGGACUCAGCCGAGCCGCUUGCUGUGUGCCGCUGGCCCGUGUAACUUUUUUCCCACACGCUGUGAACGCAGCAACAAAUAAGCUCGCAGGCGGUGUCUUUGGUAACUUGCCGUAUUGUCAUCCUCCAAUGAGAAGCGCCGAUAACACCUACAACAGCGGUCUGCGCGGCUCCAUAUUGGAUCUACCUUUUCUCGAGAAUAUAUUGUCCAACGUACGGCCGGCUCUGCUCCGCGGGCUCAGGUAUGAGGGAUGUAACCGACAAACCGCGCUGUCACCAACAAAUGUUCCUCAGAGCUUUGUUAUACAGUGCAGCGUGAUCCCCGCAGUUUUUAACGGGGCUGAGAAAUUAGGUUGGAGGCGCACCUGAAGAACGGAGCGAAAAGUGGCAUGCAGGCUGAGGGGGAAAUAAUUGGAUUGAGAUAACCCCACACAGACAUGAUGUUCACACUCACUGAGGUUGCAUCCUUGAAUGACAUCCAGCCGACGUACCGCAUCCUAAAGCCAUGGUGGGAUGUCUUCAUGGACUACCUGGGGUUGGUCAUGCUCAUGCUAGCCAUAUUCGCCAUGACCAUGCAGAUCACCAAAGACCAGGUGGCUUGCCUUCCUUGUUUGGAGGACUCAGAGGAGGCCUCAGGGCCUAAACCUAACUCGUUUCCCCAGCAGAGUGCACGUGAAGCAACCUCAUCUGCAGCCACUGGGGCCCCCAUGGUAAACACCAACCCCUAUGUCACCAAGGACUUACCGGACGAAAUUGUCCAAGAGAUGCACGUUACACACCAACACACUGCUGUGGCGGCAGAGAAAUAUAUGAAUCAGCCUCAACCAACAGGGGUCAAGACCAAUCUGGACUAUCAACAAUAUAUCUUUAUCAACCAAAUAUGUUACCAUGUUGCCUUGCCCUGGUACUCCAAGUACUUUCCAUACCUCACUCUCAUCCACACACUUGUUCUCAUGGUCAGUAGCAAUUUCUGGUUUAAAUACCCCAAAACGAGCUCAAAGAUUGAGCAUUUUGUUUCUAUUCUUGGUAGAUGUUUUGAGUCUCCCUGGACUACGAAGGCUUUGUCUGAAACAGCUUGUGAGGACUCGGAGGAGAAUAAACAGAGAUUGACUGGCACCUCCUCAGUAGCAAAGCAGGUAUCUUCUGAAGGGACAGAUGAAAGCGGGAAUGUCACCUCAUCCACUCCCAUGCUUGGGGUGAAGUUUUCUGCAGAUAAGCCCAUCGCGGAGGCCCCAAGUAGUAUGACAAUCCUGGACAAAAAGGAUGGGGAGCAGGCUAAAGCCUUAUUUGAGAAAGUGAGAAAAUUCAGAGCUCAUGUGGAGGACAGUGAUUUCAUCUACAAACUCUAUGUAGCGCAGACAAUUGUCAAAACUGUAAAGUUUAUUUUGAUAUUGUCCUACACUUCGACCUUUAUGGCUAAGAUUAAUUUUAAGCACAGCUGUGAGCCAGAUGUUAAACAGCUUACAGGAUACAGAAAGUUCUUCUGUACGCACAAUAUGGCUUUCAUGCUAAACAAACUGCUUAUUAGCUACAUGGCUUUGAUUCUGAUCUAUGGGAUGGCAUGCUUGUACUCUCUCUUUUGGGUGUUUCGACGACCUCUAAAAGAGUACUCAUUCGAGAAGGUCAGGGAAGAGAGCAGCUUUAGUGACAUUCCUGAUGUCAAAAAUGACUUUGCAUUCCUCUUACACAUGGUUGACCAGUAUGACCAACUCUACUCAAAGCGCUUUGGGGUCUUCUUGUCCGAGGUCAGUGAGAACAAGCUGAGGGAGAUCAGCCUCAAUCACGAGUGGACCUUUGAAAAACUAAGGCAGCUUGUUACCCGUAAUGCGCAGGACCAGCAGGAGCUGCACCUUUUCAUGCUUUCUGGACUCCCAAAUGCAGUGUUUGACCUCACGGACUUGGAAGUGCUUAAACUGGAGGUGAUUCCUGAGGUGAGGUUCUCGGCAAAGGUCUCCCAAAUGACCAGCCUGCAGGAGCUUCAUCUCUGCCACUGUCCCGCCAAGGUAGAGCAGACAGGUUUUGCCUUCCUCCGUGACCAUCUUCGCUGCCUUCAUGUCAAGUUCACUGAUGUUGCCGAGAUCCCAGCUUGGGUAUAUUUGCUAAGGAGUUUGAGGGAGCUUAACCUAAUUGGCAAUUUGAGCUCAGAAAAUAACAAAAUGAUUGGUCUAGAGCCCAUGCGAGAUUUGAGGCAUUUAAAGACAUUAUGCCUGAAGAGCAACCUCACUAAAAUGCCAACAAACAUCACAGAACUUUCGCAACAUUUGAUUAAAUUAGUAGUGCACAAUGAUGGUACAAAACUGCUGGUACUGAAUAGUCUGAAAAAGAUGACGAGUCUAAUUGAACUGGAGCUGCACAGCUGUGAACUAGAGAGGAUUCCCCACGCUAUUUUCAGCUUGACCAACUUACAGGAGCUUGACCUGAAAUCUAACAACAUCAGAACCAUAGAGGAGAUCAUCAGCUUCCAGCACCUCAAGAGGCUGACGUGCCUUAAACUGUGGCACAACAAAAUAAUCACCAUCCCAUCCUCCAUCGGGCAAGUCAAGUCUCUGGAGUCUCUCCACCUCUCGCACAAUAAACUGGAGUCCCUGCCUCCAGCUUUGUUCACUCUACCUAAACUGCGGCACUUGGAUGUGGGCCACAACUCCAUCACAGUGCUCCCUCCAGAUGUUGGCCUCCUCCACAACCUCCAGCACUUAGCCAUCAACUCCAACAAGCUGGAGGUGCUGCCCAAGCCUCUGUUCAGAUGCACCAAGCUAAAGGUGCUGUGUCUGGGGCACAAUGCGCUCACCGUGCUGCCAGAUGCUGUGGGUCAACUGGUCCAGCUCACUCAGCUGGAGCUAAAAGGAAACUGUCUGGACAGACUGCCCGCCCUGCUCGGAAACUGCCGACUGCUGCGCAAAAACGGCCUGGUUAUGGAGGACCAUCUCUUUGACACCCUACCUGUGGAGGUUAAGGAGAGUAUCAGCCGAGAGACCAACGUGUCCUUUACGAGUGGCUUAUAGCAUAAACACCACAACGCAGACAGUUCUGCAGCUCUCGUGGUUCAUAACAUGCCUGUAUAAUGGAUGAGGAGACUUUUUAUUCUUUCAUCCAUAAAAAUGAAUGCAUUUUCUUGAUUUAUUUUAAUGGGUUUUCUUAGUUGCUUAUGUACUAAAACGAUACAGAUUGCUUUUUUUGUUUUGCUGAGUACGGGGCUGUGCGAUAUGAUAUAUAUCGUGUGACAAUUGAAAAACGUCUAUCAUUUAUAUUAUGCUAUACUGUUUAUUUCAUUGUGUCGCAAAUCGCACUCCUUACAGCAAUAUUUUUCUUCAUUUGGACGACGGUUUGCGUUCUUCCACACGGCACGGAUGCAAGCAGGGAAUUUAUAUGAAGGCAACAAAAACCAACAUGGAGGAGGUGAAGGUGACAUAGAAUGGGGCAAUUCCGUACAGGAGAAGGACUCCGACAGCCCGAGACAAAACAAGGAGCUUGCACAUAAAAGAGGGGCUUCUUCUGUCGUAUGGACGUGGUUUGGGUAUGAGAUGUCUGACCCGGACAGCAAAACCGUACAACAGACACAAACACAUCCAACCUCUUUUACCUCCUACACAAGAAUCAUGUCAAACAGUCGAGUAUAUAAUUCAAAAUGUAAUACGAAAUAGGCCUUUCAAUGUGGUGAUUUUAUAUCAACUAUUUAUUCAUUGAAUUUAAAGAAAAUGUGCUAUUUCUCGAUAUGUAUCUUUAUCUGGACAUGAAAUGACCUACAAUAUAUCGGGAUAUGAGAUUUGGGUCAUAUUGCACAGCCCUAGCUGAGUAUGUAUCUAAUCCAGCAAAUGGUUUUGGCAUUUAGCUUUUUCAUAGCUUUGAUAAAAGAUCAGAAAUUUUGCUUGUCUAUAGACCAAAACUGUUUGCUUCAAUGACAGUAUGUAGAUUUAUCAUUAUUAUUUUAGGUACUCAGGUAUAAUUGUUACCAUGGGGAACAAUCUUUUGCCUUAACUGCUGCUAUUUUUUUACAGUGAGGGCUUUCAAAAACUUAAGGCCAAAUAUGAAUAUUUCAUGUUUUCUUAUUAUCCACAUAGCAAUUUCUAUAUGUUAUGGAAGCAGACACAAUGCAAUGCUCCUUUCUUGGUAGUAUUUAUCUUUUGUUGAAAUCAUAUAACCUUUAUGUUCCCGGAUGUCUUGUAGCUAACGGAAUGGGUAUAGAGUUGUAAAACUCCAGUGGAGACUAAGCAGCAGAAAUGAUCCUUUACCUUACUGUUGUAGAGAUUGUACACCAAGGCCUAUAGUAAUUCAUUUGCACAAUGAAAACCUAAUGAUUUAAAGAUCGGUGAAUGUGCUUUGUGAUAACAUGUUCUAAGACCAGUGUGAGCUGAUAAAAGGGAAAUCUGUUGACUAUCUUUUUUAAUCAUGCUUUAAAAUUUAAAAUGUGUGAUAAAAGUGGCCACUGGUAGGAUUGGUUAUCCUACAUGUCAGAAUCAUGUAAUUACAAUAGACAUGUCUGCCUUCUCUGUUCUCAAUGUUUUUCGGUGUAGGCCUAUAUAUAUUUGUUCCUGGGAGCUUCUGUACCACAUCGAUGAUGCUCAAAGUUCACAACUUUAUGGCACAAUAA